AUGAAAUUGGAAGAUUACCGUAAUCUGUUGGAUCAGAUUGAUGACCAGAUUUUAACCCUGUUACAGGAACGGGCAGCUAUUGUCAAACGUGUCGGUGAAUUCAAAUCGCGCACCGGCGUUGAACGGAUUUAUGCGCCGCAUCGAGAGCGGGAAAUUCUCUCUCGAUUGGAAGCGCAGAACCGAGGGCAAUUCCCCUCCGACGGGCUACACACGAUUUACACCGAGAUUAUCUCCGCUUGCCGUGCACUCGAAAGACCGUUAUCCAUCGCCUUCCUCGGUCCUGCUGGUAGCUUUGGCCACGCGGUGAGUUCGCAUCUCUUUGGCAAGUCAGUAAAGUUUGUUGCGGUGACGCCCCAACCUGACAUCUUUACGACUGUAGAAUCAGGUCGAGCGGAUUACGGUGUUGUCGCGAUCGAAAACUCCACGCAUGGAACAGUCCGUGAUGUUUUAGAGAUGUUCCAGUACACAAAUCUUCAAAUUUGCGGGGAAUGCUUCUUGCCAAUUAAGCAGCAUCUCCUCUCAAAAUCUCCGCUAGCACAGAUUAAAAAGAUCUAUUCCCACCCACAAGCGUUUGCCCAAUGUCGUCAAUGGCUAGGUCAAAAUAUGUCAGGUGUACAACAGAUUGAGGUCUCCAGCACAUCAGAAGCGGCGAAAUUGGCAGCGAGUGAGCCAAAUACGGCAGCAGUAGCGGGUCAACUCGCAGGUGAGACUUAUGGGCUAUCUGUGGUGGGAGAGUCAAUCAUGGACGGACCGAACAAUACGACCCGCUUCCUUGUUAUUGGAAGCCACUCGGCAGCACGAACUGGAAGAGACCGAACAUCUAUCCUUUUCGCGGUUAAGGAUAAAGUUGGCGCGUUGUGGGAAGUGCUGCAGGUUUUGAAAAACUAUAAAGUCAAUAUGAGCAAGAUUGAGUCCCUGCCCUCCCAUACCAAAGCGUGGGAGUAUGUUUUCUUUGUAGAUUUGGAGGGGCACGCGGAAGAUGGAAAUGUCCGAAAAGCACUUACAGAAAUUAAUGAGUUGUGCGUGAUGAUGAAAAUUUUGGGGACUUAUCCGAUUGGGGAACAGAGUGAGGGGUUUUAA
Geodia barretti is the source of this 1080-nucleotide messenger RNA. NCBI's taxonomy places the organism in Eukaryota, Metazoa, Porifera, Demospongiae, Tetractinellida, Geodiidae. The record is from the annotation of a GenBank genome assembly.